CCGGGUAUAAAAAGAUCCAUUUGUUCGGGACAAUGUAUCAUUUUCUUUUGGAUUCUAUAGCCGCUAGGAGAUAGACAAUUAUCAGAAUGAAACUUUUCAUCGCUCUGUUCGCUUUGGUUGCUGUGGCGUCGGCUGAUGUCAGUCAUCUGUCCAGCAAAUACUUGCCUCCCCAUGAGGGCCAUGCUUCGGCACCAGCUCCCUCAUACUCGGCACCAGCUCCAGCUCCUUCAUACUCGGCUCCAGCUCCUUCCUACUCGGCUCCAGCCCCACAAGCCUCGGCCCCAGCUCCUUCGUUCUCGGCUCCAGCUCCUUCCUAUUCGGCCCCAGCUCCUUCCUUCUCGGCUCCAGCCCCACAAGCCUCGGCUCCAGCUCCAUCUUUCUCGGCUCCCGCCCCAGCCCCUGUCUUCUCGGCCCCAGCACCACAAGCCUCGGCUCCAGCUCCUUCUUACUCGGCUCCUGUAGAAUCCUACUCCGCUCCUGCCGCUGAAGCCUCGGCUCCAGCUCACACCUACUCCGAUGCUGAAGGUUACCGUUACAAGACCAACCGUCGCGUUGUCUACCGUCAUCGCCAUCGUCGUGGUGUAAACACUGAAUACUUGCCCCCUGUACAAGGUGCUGCCUCUGCCCCAACCGCCGAAUACUUGCCUCCAGCUGCUUCGGCUCCAGCUCCAGUUUACUCAGCCCCAGCUCCUUCAUACUCUGCCCCAGCUCCAGUUUACUCAGCCCCAGCUCCUUCAUACUCUGCCCCAGCUCCUUCUUACUCGGCUCCAGCUCCUGCAUACUCUGCCCCAGCUCCCUCAUACGCUGCCCCAGCUGCUGCCGCAGAAUCCUAUGAAGUUGCUGCUUCUGCCCCCGACACCGAUUUCUCUUCCGCUGAUGGUUAUCGUUACAAGACUGCUCGUCGUCGCAAACUCUUCAUAGCGCUGUUUGCUCUGGUGGUUUUUGCCAGUGCUGAUGUCAGUCAUUUGUCCAGCAAAUACUUGCCUCCCCAUGAGGGUCAUGCCUCGGCGCCUGUAGAGAGCUAUGCGGCUCCAGCACCUGCUGCUUCGUAUUCAGCUCCUGUUGAAACGUAUUCUGCUUCAGCUCCUGCUGUUUCAUACUCUGCCCCAGCUGCUGUUGAAGCUGUAUCUUAUUCGGCCCCAGCUGCAGCCGUCUCCUACGCGGCUCCAGCUGCUACUGGUGCUUCUUAUGCGGCUGAAGCUUCUGCUCCUGCCCACAGCUACUCCGAUGCUGAAGGUUAUCGUUACAAGACCAAUCGUCGCGUAGUCUAUCGUCGCCAUCGUCGUGAUGUGAACACCGAAUACUUGCCACCUGUACAAGGUGCUGCUUCCGCUCCAACCAGCGAAUAUUUGCCACCAGCUGCUUCGGCCCCGGCUCCUUCCUACUCGGCCCCAGCUCCUUCCUACUCGGCCCCAGCUGCUUCCUACUCUGCACCAGCUGUUUCCUACUCAGCACCAGCUGCUGUUGCCACCCAAUCUUACGAAGCCGCAGCCUCUUCACCCGGUACCGAUUUCUCUUCUGCCGAGGGCUAUCGUUACAAGACCAAUCGUCGUGUUGUCUACCGCCACCGUCAUCGUCGUGAUGUGAACACUGAAUACUUGCCCCCUGUACAAGGUGCUGCCUCUGCUCCAACCAGUGAAUACUUGCCUCCAGCUGCUUCGGCCCCAGCUCCUGCCUACUCGGCCCCAGCUCCUGCCUACUCGGCCCCAGCUCCUGCCUACUCGGCCCCAGCUCCUUCCUAUUCAGCUCCUGCUGUUGUUGCCACCCAAUCUUAUGAAGCUGCUGCCUCUGCUCCAGGCACCGAUUUCUCCUCUGCCGAGGGCUAUCGUUACAAGACCAAUCGUCGCGUUGUCUACCGUCACCGUCAUCGUCGUGAUGUGAACACUGAAUACUUGCCCCCUGUACAAGGUGCUGCCUCUGCUCCAACCAGUGAAUACUUGCCUCCAGCUGCCUCAGCUCCAGCUCCCUCUUACUCUGCCCCAGCUCCCGCAUACUCUGCUCCAGCUCCCGCAUACUCUGCUCCUGCUGCCUCUGAAUCCUAUGACGUAGCUGCUUCUGCUCCAGGUACCGAUUUCUCCUCGGCUGAUGGCUAUCGUUACAAAACAGCCCGUCGUCGCGUCUACCGUGCCCGUCGUCGUUUCUAA
Molecule: messenger RNA, 2144 nt
Organism: Stomoxys calcitrans (stable fly)
Lineage: Eukaryota; Metazoa; Arthropoda; Insecta; Diptera; Muscidae
Exons: 3
Coding region: 87-2144 (685 amino acids)
Biological process (GO): positive regulation of transcription by RNA polymerase II
Cellular component (GO): RNA polymerase II transcription regulator complex
Molecular function (GO): transcription coactivator activity
Source: RefSeq, a predicted model, not a curated record